CGUACAUACAACGUUAACAACAAUAAUAACAAUUUUCCAUCAUCUCAAACAUCACAUGCUUACCAACAUAUUUUAAUGUGAAAUUUUUGUAAUGACAUUCCAGGAUCAGCCUUGCCCAUCCCUAGCGCCGGCCAUCGUUUGUCAUUUAACCGUUUUGCAAAUGUGCCUUAUGAAUUGGAUUGUGCUUAUAGAUUUGAGAUUGCGAUUUCAUUUCAUAACAAAAAGGAGUCGCAUCCUAAUACCAGAUCAGAAAUCACUCCUAGGUCUACAUACAAAUCGACUACUAUGGCUUCGGUAACAAAUCUCGACAAUGACGUUAAUAGCAAGCGGGGUGAUAGAGUCACCCCAGCUACUGUGAACGAAGUGAGGAAUUUCAUUGAGGAGUCACUCGGAGAGAAAUUACCUGAUGUUGGAGAUGAUCCCCGAUUUGGCACAUACAAUAUACUUGCCGCACUGAAAGAUGGUGUCGCGCUUUGCAAGUACGUUCAUAUUCUUCCUUCGGAGAAAUCCAAAUUUGCUAACAUAUCAAUAGGCUCGCAGCUCUGAUUGAUCCUGCAAAAGUCCGCGGGUUCAAACCAAAAGCAACGAUGCCUUUUAUACAAAGAGAGAAUAUCGCUUUGUUUCUUGCCGCAUGUGAGAAGCCGCCCUUGGGCUUACAUGCGCAUGAUAGGUUUCUCACAGUGGAUCUCUACGAUGGAAAAGAUCCUGCGCAAGUACUUCAAUGUCUCGCGACUUUUAGCAGAGCAGCAAACCGAGUCGAGCCUUCGAAAUUUCCUAAUCCUAUCGGCGCGAAAUCUCGUGGGGGUGUUGUAAGCCCGCAGGUGACUGGGCAAUAUCUUGGAACUGGUUACGGUAACAGGGCCAGAGAGGCUUCAACUGCCAGCACUGCAUCAUCGAGUAACAAGCCUGCUUCUACUUUGACUGCUUCGAGAACCGGUGGUUCGGACAGCGGUAGAAAAAGUCCUAGCAGAUUCGGUCGGCCUACAUCACCUGGUUCAGUCAGUACUUGGAGUAAGAAGUCCGACGAGGGUGCCACAGCCCCGGCCUGGAACAUCGCGCAAUAUGGGUACAUGGGAGGUGCAAGUCAAGGCAGUAUGGGAGUUUCAUUUGGUGGCAGGAGACAGAUUACAAACGCUGGCCCGAGUGUUCCGAGUCUUGCUGAAAAGGAGAAGAAAAGGAGAGAAAAAGAAGCAGAAGAUGCACGACUGAAGCUUGAAGCAGAGCAACAAGCGAAACAAAGAGUUGCGGCAGAGGAGGAAAAGGCUCGUAUCCAAGAGGAAAAAAGAUUCGCUGAAGAAACCGAGAAGUUGCGACAAAAAACACUAAACGAGAAACGGGAAUGGGAGGAACAAGAACGCAAAUGGAAGGCAGAAGAGGAUCGCCGAAAGCAAGAUGAAGCGGAGGCCGAAAAUAGAGCAGCGGAUGAGCGAAAGAGAUUGAGAGGUACUAGCGACGCUCGAUUACAAGGACAAUUCCUCAGUCAAUAUCAAGCUGAAAAUGAUUUGAGUAAGAAGGGCCGCAGAACCAAUUCUACUGAGGCCGACAGGAUUAGGCAAUUGGAACAUGAAUUGGCAGAAGCUCGUGACCGAGAGCGUCGUUAUCAGGCUGAAAGAGUUUCAAAACACAAAACUGGCGAUCGUGAAGCCAUUGAAGAUCAUGAUUUGACACUGCGAUUGAAGGAAGAGACAUCAAAAGCUCGUCCAGAAUCCGGCAGUCCCCCCAGUCUACCACCACGAAAGGAUAGCGAUGAAACAUGGAGAAAAGAUGAACGAGACUAUCUCCGCAAACAAUGGAGCUCGCAAAAUACCAGUGAGGAUACACCACCACCAAUUAAAUCUGCUCGUCCAUUGCCAGAACCUACUGUAGCUGCCAUCAAUCCCGAACACACCGGUGGAGCAAGAACUCUACCAGAUCCAGUAAACUACACAUCCCCAACCUCCAAAGUCCCAAAUCGUACUGAUCGCUUCCUUUCCUCAAACCCUCCACCAACCCCACCAAGGCCAACCACAACUUAUUCAAAUGAAAUAGGAACAUUCUCUGGGAAUGCGGAACGCGAUGCAGAAGAUCGUCGUCGUGUCGAAUCUCAAACUAAGACCAAAGCCGCCGAAUGGGCUUCCAAAUCUCUACUGGAAAAGGAAAUGGAGAUGGAGAGGCAAAGACAACAGGAAUGGGAAGAAAGUCAGAAGGAGGUUAAGAGUAAGGUUCCUGUCGGGGAUGGAGUUGAUGGCAUUGGUGGCGGUAUUGGAGGAAAGUGGGAUGUUAAUCAGUGGACGGGUUAUACUGGUGGUGAUGGGCAGAAUAAGGGAACUCAGGGAAUUGGAGCUGGUAGACGCCAAAUUGUGGGGCAAGCGUCUAACGUGGGGAGAUAGAUGCGAAAUGUGAGUUGCAUCUUAAUCAUCAUAUGGAGAUGCGGUGAUUGAUUGUUGAGAUUGUCAAGCGUGGAUGCGAAUAAAGUCGUUGUGCAUUUCUUGGGGCGGAUGGAUGGAUGGGCAUAUCGCGCGUUUUGGGAUGGAUAUUUGGGGAUCUUGCGUGAGGGCGGAUUCUUGGGGGCUAGGAUGGACUGGCCUGGAUUGUCCUGGAUUGGGUGGGAUAGGGAGGAAACAUUCACGCGUUGAGUUAAAUAUCAAUAUUAAUAAUACAAUACCUUGUAGGAGGGAAGAGAAAUAGUCGGUCUAAUAGCAUACA
This is a messenger RNA of Sclerotinia trifoliorum, 2685 nucleotides long. Lineage: Eukaryota; Fungi; Ascomycota; Leotiomycetes; Helotiales; Sclerotiniaceae. The record is from the annotation of a GenBank genome assembly.